UCCAUUUUCCACCCAGGAAAAAUGUUAUCAGAUUUGCAAUCUAGAAUGUUCGCGAAAAUUUCUUAAAAUCUGAACUGAAAGUGUUGCGAUGACAAUCGGUAGCUGUCGCGAUUUCCCUACUCAGUGAAAAUUCUCAUCUGGAAAAUCAAAUUCAAUCGGUAGAAGAGAUUUUCAGUUUGACCUAAUAAACGCUAGGAAGAAAAAUAAACUACAACAACAACCCAGCCAAAACAAUGUUGGGAAAAUCGAUUUCCUUUCUACUGCUGAUGGGAUGCUUCAUCCUGCAUCAAUCGACUGCCACCUAUCUCACCGAUGAUGUCUACGUUUCGGAGCUGUUCUCGCUUCGGGUGGAACCGCGAAUGUUCAACUGGACCUUCCAGGGUCUGACCGAGCAGUUUCAUUACCGUCCCUCCAUGGAGGGCUAUCCGGAUCUUCCGUCCUGGGUCCGCUACAUGUACAGCAGUGAGUACCAUUCCGGGUUCCUAUACGGGACUCCACCGGAACGGACCGCGGACAGUAAGGUGCCGAUCGAGAUCAUCGCACUGAACAAGCAAACGUACGAAACGAAGCGCAUUGUGCUGAUCUUGUCGGUGCACCGGAAACCUCCGCCGAGGAAUGUCAUCCAGAUGAAAAUCGACAAUCUGAACUGGGUGCACAUGAUGGAUCCAGGUAGGAUCGAGAAUUUGAAGAACAUUUUCCGGAACGAUCUGUGGCAGGAGAGUCGACAGGAUUUGCACAUCAUCUUUAUGGACUCGGCUAUCAAGCUGGGUGCGCGAUUGCCACUGAGGCCACAGCAACGGGAGGGGGUGGUGGUGCAUUUGGGUAGCAGGGCUGAUUUUUCCGGCAGGUUGUUGGACUUGCAGGAGGAGGUUAAACCGUUGUACAAGAUAGCAUCGUGUAAUUACAAGAGAACUUCGGUGCAGACAACGUUUGAAAGCUCGGGAUUCAAGUUGGAUUGGUGCGCUUUUAAGCUGCACGCAGCAGACGACGAUAUCACCGCGAUGCCUCAUCAUCCCCAUGAAAGCUAUAAACCGGUCAAGGGAUCUGAGCUGAGUACACUCCGCCGCUCGGACAAGUGGGACGCUCCGAUGAAGUCCGAGGUGCCGGAACGGAACUACAGCGACGAGUUUGCCGUUUCGUUCGCGAUUCCUGGAAUGAUCUUUGCCGUGUUGUUAUCCGUCCUCACGGUGAUUUUGUGCUUCCAGCAUGAGAAGUUGCGAGAUGACGAUUCUGAAUAUUAUUUCGAUUUUCUCUUUAACAUUUGUACAGAUUUCUUCAGAUUGAAAAAAUCUUACAGACAUGAGUACCGCCCGGCUCAACCCGUCCAGAUGGUUCAAUACUCACAACAAGCACAACAACCGACAGGGACGCUCAAGAGUUUGAAGGACGCUCCGCAAGAGGAGGAUUUAAGCAUUCGUUCUGCUAGUCCUUCGGAAAGCUACUACCGAGAUGGAAGUCCCAGGAUUGUAAAUUCUUAUCUCCGACCAAAACCACCCCCAUACAAGUCAACCGGUGGAUCAAACAGUUCCACCAUGCAGCGAAAGGCCCCGAUUGGUGUUGAUAUGUGACCGGUAGAGCCUCGGGUUUUGUUUUGCUAAACAAGGGAUGUUUGGAAUUGUACGCACAUACGUCUAAGCGAGUAGUCGAUCGUAGCCAUUAUAUGGAUGAUUAAUAAACUGAAAUUGGUAGUACGAAAUUCGAAUAGGCAUCAUGAUUGGCAUCUACAAUAUGAUAACAAAAAAAAACUUCAUUGAACUCAACUCAAAAACUAAAUCAUCAGAACAUCAUUAGCAUCUACGCAUAUCUUAACGAUCAUCAAAAUUGCUGAGCUACAGUAUUUAAAAUGCUUAACAUUGGGAUCAUCACUGCAUUGCCAUGUAUUUGAAUAUUCAUCAGCUCAAAUUAUUGGGUCUCAAAUUUAUCGAAUGAUCAA
Ochlerotatus camptorhynchus is the source of this 1933-nucleotide messenger RNA. It is a transcript of the gene Scgalpha, whose product is annotated as sarcoglycan alpha. Gene Ontology annotation, cellular component: sarcoglycan complex; membrane. The record is from RefSeq and is a predicted model, not a curated record. Lineage: Eukaryota; Metazoa; Arthropoda; Insecta; Diptera; Culicidae. Bases 234 to 1568 code for a protein of 444 amino acids. The transcript has 5 exons.